Magnolia sinica is the source of this 2534-nucleotide messenger RNA. RefSeq names its product inorganic pyrophosphatase TTM2-like. NCBI's taxonomy places the organism in Eukaryota, Viridiplantae, Streptophyta, Magnoliopsida, Magnoliales, Magnoliaceae. Gene Ontology annotation, molecular function: kinase activity; ATP binding. The transcript is spliced from 12 exons. The coding region runs from base 174 to 2162 and encodes 662 amino acids. Gene Ontology annotation, cellular component: cytoplasm. The record is from RefSeq and is a predicted model, not a curated record.
UCUGAGGAGAGAGGUAUUUACAGGAAUCUUCGACCCCCAAAAAAUACCAAAACGCCCCAUCUUUCUCCCUUUUGAGAAUAGACAACAACCCCAAAAAGGACUGAGAAAAACCUAUAUAAUCACACCCACCAAUCUCACCAGAGAGGAGAAACUGAACAUAUAUCCGUAUUUUAAUGGCGCAAGAUGACGCUGGUUCUGACUCACCCCAAAAAAAGCCCGGUCUCUUAAGGGAUCAAGCCCAACUGGUAAAAAGAAAGGACUCUGAUCGGUAUGAAAUGGUUCCGAUCCAAGAGUCACUGUCAUUCGAGAAAGGUUUCUUUAUAGUGAUCCGUGCGUGCCAGUUGUUGGCUCAAAAGAAUGACGGGAUCAUACUCGUCGGGGUGGCGGGCCCCUCUGGUGCUGGGAAAACUGUAUUUACCGAGAAGAUGCUCAACUUCAUGCCCAGCAUUGCUGUCAUAUCGAUGGACAACUAUAACGAUUCGAGCCGAAUAAUCGAUGGCAAUUUCGAUGAUCCGCGAUUGACAGACUAUAAAACUUUGCUUGAUAAUAUUCAAGGUCUGAAAGAAGGAAAGCCUGUUGAGGUUCCGAUAUAUGAUUUCAAGUCAAGUCGCCGCAUGGGGUACAGGACGGUCGAAGUUCCCAGCUCUCGCAUUGUUAUUAUAGAAGGCAUCUAUGCUUUGAGUGAAAGGUUGCGUCCCUUUUUAGGCCUUCGAGUAUCUGUGACAGGCGGUGUUCACUUUGACCUCGUGAAGAGGGUUCUUAGGGACAUACAACGUGCUGGCCAAGAACCAGAGGAAAUAAUUCAUCAAAUCUCCGAAACGGUUUACCCAAUGUACAAGGCGUUUAUUGAGCCAGAUCUUCAAACUGCACAUAUUAAAAUCAUCAACAAGUUCAACCCGUUCACAGGAUUCCAGAAUCCAACCUACAUCUUAAAGUCGCCAAGGACCUUGACAGCAGAUCAAAUCAAGGCCGUUAUUUCUCAAGAACAUACAGAAACUAUGGAGGACACUUAUGAUAUAUAUCUCCUGCCGCCAGGUGAAGAUCCAGAAGCAUGCCAGUCAUAUCUGAGGAUGAGAAACAGGGAUGGAAAAUACAACCUUAUGUUUGAGGAAUGGGUCACGGACAAUCCAUUCAUCAUAUCACCAAGAAUCACGUUCGAAGUCAGUGUGCGCCUUCUUGGUGGUCUGAUGGCCUUGGGAUAUACGAUUGCAGCCAUUCUGAAAAGAAGCAGCCAUGUUUUCUCUGAUGAUAAGGUGUGCGUGAAAGUUGAUUGGUUAGAACAACUGAAUCGGGGUUAUGUGCAGGUUCAAGGAAGGGACCGUUCUGUCGUAAAACUUGUAGCAGAGCAAUUAGGGUUGAACGGUUCAUAUAUUCCUCGUACUUACAUAGAACAGAUUCAGCUGGAAAAGCUUGUAAAUGAAGUAAUGGCAUUACCAGAUGAUUUGAAGACAAAGCUCAGCAUAGAUGAGGAUCUUGUCUCAAGUCCUAAAGAAGCACUUUCCCGAGCCUCUGCAGAUAUGGUUGCCACGAGAAACAAGAAUAUGAAGGGCAGUGGUUUAUCACACUCCUAUUCAACACAAGGGGACAGGAAUCUAGCCAAACUAACCAGACUUGCUGCCAACAAUAGAAGUUUUGACAGAAGAACCUCAGAAACAUCUGCUGUACUUGCGAACCAGGGAAUCAUUACCCAGCUCUCUGAACAGAUUUCAACGCUGAAUGAGAGGAUGGAUGAGUUCACGUCCCGCAUUGAGGAACUCAACUCCAGUUUGACCGCCGGGAAAUCUUCUACCAGCCAACAAAACCUGGCGCUGCAUGCUGAAGCCUGCAAUGGCUCCGCUCCAACGUCCCUCUUUGUUUCUAGUCUGGGCAAUGGUACCUUGACCGGAUCGUUGUUAUCAAAUUCACCGUCUUCUAACCAAUUGGCUAAGGACUCUCAGUUAGUGGAAGAGAUUACAGGCAUUGCACGUAGUCAACGUCAAAUCAUGCAUCAAUUAGACAACCUCAGCAAUCUCCUCCACGAGAACAUAGGAGGGAUGGCCCACCAUGGAAGAACGGCCAACAAGAGCAGAACAACCGACAUAGCUGUUUCCCCGAAUCUUAUUCUCAUGUUUGCAAUUGGUGGUGUAGGUAUCUUUCUGUUCAAGGUUCUAUGCAGGAAUUGAACCCGCCCAAAAUCCCAAACUCCGAAUUCCAGUCGGAUGUGCCACUGCAUUCCUUUGGUACCGUUCUAAGUCGGGUUCCAAGAGUCUGCCCUUCUCUCCACCCAGACAAGGUGGUUGGAUUGGUUUCAAGCCAUGGGCUUAACGAUUCAACCCCCACACGGCAUUCUUCGGUCAUUGUUAUAGAGUUCUUGGAGACGGUAAUCCCUCGGAGAAUCUCUGAGUUUGAAGAGAAGGGUCUUUUAGAAAAUUGUAUUUUGAGGGUUGAGAAAUUCUCAAAAUUCUCAAAUAAGGUGAGAUUGAUGUUACUUUGAAAUGUAGUCUUAUCUUUUUUUAAAGGCUACAUUGUUAUGGGUAGAGAGCAAUCCUUGUUCA